Molecule: messenger RNA, 7807 nt
Organism: Chiloscyllium plagiosum (whitespotted bambooshark)
Lineage: Eukaryota; Metazoa; Chordata; Chondrichthyes; Orectolobiformes; Hemiscylliidae
Source: RefSeq, a predicted model, not a curated record
UUUGAGACGGUGUACGUUUUCUUUUUUUAAUAUAAAAAAAAGAGGUGAAUCCAGAUCGGGAUUUCGAUGCUCCCCAACUCGUCCGGCUUCUGUAGUAGUAGUCAGCCGCCAGAUUUUCAACAUACCAGGUUGUAUCGAGAGAGAGAAGCUGGGUUUGUCAUUGUCUGCGUCUCCACAGUACUGUGUAUGCCCCUCUUAGAAUGUAUGUGUGACUGAGAGUGUGAGUGUGUGUUUGUGUGCGUGAAUGUGUAUCUGUACAAGACAAACCGUCUGGCUCCACCUCUCUCUCUCUAUCCUCUCUACCUCCCUCUCUAUCUCUUCCCUCCCUCCUCCCGCCAUCAGUCUCUUUCACUCUCUCUCUCUCACACACACACAUACACUCUCUCUUCCUACCAGCUGCAAGCAGCUGCCUGGUGUUAUUCAGGGAAGACCUAACGGAUUAAAAUAAAGGAAGCGAAAGAGAGAGAGAGGGAAAAAAUCAUCACAAGGAAAAAGGGUGAAGAUUUCGCAUCAGCAUGCAGAAUGCUACACCGUCCGUGAAACAGCUACAGUGUGGUCGGAUUGAAAGGCGGAAAGAGCACUGAGAGAUUGUUUGCUUUUUGAAAAUAAAAGACCACGCAAGGCAGAGACAAGAGGGAGAGAUUGUAUUUUUAAAAAAAUAAUAAAAAAAAGCCUCCUCCCCCAUCUCCAGCUUUACAUGUGAAGAAGAUAGCAUUCCCGGCGAUUCAGCGUCCUUGGUAAUGCCAGUGGGGGGAGAGGAGUCCUGGCUGCGGUGAAUCUGAAGCUGUUUAACCCAUCUCACCGCUGCCCCCCCCAACUCCAACCCCCACGGAGUCGGGGUUCGACGGACAUUCGGCCAGGUGAGAGAAUGAGAGAAAGAGCGACCAACACGGACGGACAGUUCCAUUCAUGAUGUGGAUGCGAAGAAAGAUACAUUAAAAGGCUCUAGGGAGCGUGUGGACGGGGUCUGAGGAUCACUGGUCCCAGCCCUACAGCCUUAGAGCAUUAGACUUCAACAGAGGACUGGACAACGCACAGGGACCUCACUAGAGACAAUGGGCUUCCUUUGGUGGACACUCUGGGUUUGCUGGAUCACACUCUUCAGCCCAAGACCUGUAGAAGGUUUAAGUCGGGCUGCCUUGCCAUUUGGUCUGAUGCGCCGGGAGCUGGCAUGCGAAGGAUACCCCAUCGAGUUGCGGUGCCCAGGGAGCGAUGUCAUAAUGAUCGAGAGCGCCAACUAUGGGCGAACUGACAGCAAGAUCUGUGACGCCGACAUCUUCCAGAUGGAGAACGUGGAGUGUUACCUUCCUGACACCUUCAAGAUCAUGUCACAAAGGUGUAACAACCGUACACAGUGUGUGGUGGUGGCAGGUUCCGACGUCUUCCCUGACCCCUGCCCAGGGACCUACAAGUAUCUGGAGAUCCAGUAUGAGUGUGUCCCCUACAAAGUGGAACAAAAAGUAUUCGUCUGCCCCGGGACAUUGCGGAAAGUCUUCGAGCCAACCAAUGUCUUUGAGUCAGAGCAUGAGGCAGGCGCCUGGUGCAAGGAUCCUCUUCAGGCCGGUGACCGCAUUUACUACAUGCCGUGGAUCCCAUACCGCACCGACACACUGACCGAAUACGGGUCGUGGGGGGACUACACGGCGGGGCGGCCCACUACCUCAUACCGCCUGCCACACCGAGUGGACGGUACCGGCUUUGUGGUGUACGAUGGCGCCGUCUUCUACAAUAAGGAACGGACGCGGAAUGUGGUCAAGUUCGACCUGCGCACUCGCAUCAAGAGCGGCGAGGCCAUUAUCGGCGGUGCCAACUACCACGACACUUCACCCUACCGCUGGGGGGGCAAGACGGACAUUGACCUGGCUGUGGACGAGAAUGGUUUGUGGGCCAUUUAUGCCACUGAGCAGAACAAUGGCAAACUGGUAGUGAGCCAGCUCAACCCCUACACACUGCGCUUCGAGGGCACCUGGGAGACGGUGUACGACAAGCGGUCAGCCUCUAAUGCCUUCAUGGUCUGUGGAGUCCUCUAUGCUGUACGUUCGGUGUCCAAGGAAGAUGACAGUGAGGUCAUCGGUAACACCAUCGACUUUGCCUUCAACACCAAUCUCAACCGGGAGGAGCCGGUCUCCAUCGCCUUCCCCAACCCCUACCAAUACGUCUCCUCUGUGGACUACAACCCCCGGGAUAACCAGCUCUAUGUCUGGAACAACCACUUCGUACUGAGGUACUCACUGGAGUUCGGACCCCCUGACCCAACCACAGCACAAGUCACAGUGGCUUCCACAAGCAAUACAGCUGCUGCAAAACCAACCAUGGUAACCACGACAACCACCACCAGGAAAGCCCCGCUCACUACCAUCGCUGUGGGUGCAAUUAACCAGCUAGUACCGGAGCAGAGGCCCAUCACUCCAAAUGUCCCCAGUACCAGGCGGACACCCCUAUCCAACCAACAGCCAUCACCACAGCGAUACUGUGAGUCAACAGAGUCCAGAGGCAUCAAGUGGCCAUCGACACAGCAAGGUGUACUCGUGGAGAGACCAUGUCCCAAAGGGACUAAGGGUAUCGCCUCCUACCUCUGUCUCCUUUCACUUGGACUUUGGAGCCCAAGAGGCCCUGAUUUGAGUAACUGCACCUCGCCCUGGGUAAACCAAGUGGCACAAAAGAUUAAGAGUGGAGAGAAUGCAGCUAACAUUGCGAAUGAGCUGUCCCGGCACACUAGAGGCCCAAUUUAUGCUGGCGAUGUCAGCUCCUCUGUCAAACUGAUGGAGCAACUACUGGAUAUUCUUGACGCCCAGCUGCAGGCUCUGAGACCCAGCGACAAGGAAUCAGCAGGACGCAGUUACAACAAGAUACAGAAACGGGAAAGGACCUGCAGAGCGUACAUAGAGGCUGUUGUACAAACUGUCGAUAACCUACUGAGACCAGAGGCUCUGGAAUCAUGGAAAGAUAUGAACACCACGGAGCAGGUUCACACAGCAACCAUGUUGUUGGAUAUCUUGGAGGAGGGGGCCUUCCUACUGGCAGACAACCUCAAAGUGCCUGCUCGAGUCAACACCACAACUCAGAAUGUCGUAUUUGAAGUCUGUGUGCUCAACACUGAAGAGCAGGUGAAGGAGCUGACAUUUCCAAAUGGUUAUCUGACAGAAAGCUUUAUCCAGAUCUCGCCAAACACCAUCAAACAGAACAGCCGCAAUGGGGUUGUGAAGGUGGUGUUAAUCCUGUACAACAACCUGGGCCAGUUUCUAUCAACAGAGAAUGCCACAGUGAGAAUGGGCACAGAUGUCAGUAGCCAGAGCACUUCCAUCGUCGUCAACUCUCAGAUCAUUGCUGCUUCCAUCAACAAGGAGUCAAGUCGGGUCUUCCUCACUGAGCCAGUGAUCUUCACCCUGCAGCACCUCGAUUCGAAAAACCACUUCAAUGCAAACUGCUCAUUCUGGAAUUACUCAGAACGAACCAUGAUGGGGUUUUGGUCAACACAAGGUUGUCGUCUGAUAGAGAGUAACAGAACUCACACAGCCUGUGCCUGCAGCCACCUUACCAAUUUUGCAGUGCUGAUGGCUCACAAGGAGAUUUUGUAUGAAGACCGAAUGCACAGGUUGCUGCUAUCUGUUAUCACCUGGGUGGGCAUCGUCAUCUCCCUCGUCUGCCUCACCAUCUGCAUCUCCACGUUUUGCUUCCUUCGAGGAAUUCAGACAGACCGCAACACUAUUCACAAGAACCUCUGCAUCAACCUCUUCAUUGCAGAACUCAUCUUCCUCAUCGGUAUCAACAAAACUCAGUAUCAGAUCGUGUGCCCAAUAAUCGCUGGCUUCCUUCAUUUCUUCUUCCUGGCGGCCUUCUCCUGGAUGUGUUUGGAAGGUGUCCAUCUCUACCUCAUGCUGGUCGAGGUCUUUGAGAGCGAGUACUCCAGGAAAAAGUACUAUUACCUAUGUGGGUACUGCUUCCCUGCUCUUGUGGUUGGGAUCUCUGCAGCAGUGGAUUACAGGAGCUACGGAACUGACAAGGCAUGCUGGCUCCGAGUGGACAACUACUUUAUCUGGAGUUUUAUUGGACCGGUUUCCUUUGUUAUUAUGAUGAACCUGGUGUUUCUGAUGAUCACCCUUCACAAGAUGAUACGAAGCAGCAGCUCCUUGAAGCCAGACUCCAGUAGGCUGGAGAAUAUCAAUUACCCCAUAUGUGAUGGCUACUAUAGUAUGGACUUGCCUGGAUAUGAGGACAACAAACCAUUUCUCAAGUCCUGGGCUUUGGGUGCUAUCGCUCUCCUUUUCCUGCUGGGUCUCACCUGGGCAUUUGGCCUGAUGUUUAUCAAUGAGGAAUCCAUGGUGAUGGCCUAUCUCUUCACAACAUUCAAUGCAUUCCAGGGAAUGUUCAUCUUCAUCUUUCACUGUGCCCUCCAGAAGAAAGUCCACAAGGAGUAUAGUAAGUGCCUGCGGCACGCCCACUGCUGUAGCCGCCCCACUGCUGGGGUCUCCCACGGCAACCUGAAGACUUCCACCAUCCGGAACAGCAGCCGGUACUACACUGGUACUCAGGUACAGAACGCUGCGGCGAGCAGGAGGAUGGCUGAAAAGAGCCGGAUCCGGAGGAUGUGGAACGACACAGUUCGGAAGCAAUCGGAAUCUUCCUUCAUGGCAGGAGACAUCAAUAGCACUCCAACCCUAAACCGAGGAACUAUGGGAAACCACCUGCUGACCAAUCCUGUUCUGCAGCCUCGUUCUGGUGCCAGCCCCUACAACACUCUCUUGGCCGAAUCAGUGGGCUACAGUGCUCCCUCACCCACCGUCUUCAGCUCACCAGGGACCUACAGAGAGACAAAGCACCCAGCAAACAUCACAAGGGACCCAUGUGCAGUGGAUACACUGCCUCUCAACGGCAAUUUCAACAACAGCUACUCCUUCCGAAACAAUGACUUCAGUGGUGAUGGUACCCCUCUCACUGACUGCCGGCGUAACCUCAGCGAUGCUGCCUUUGAGAAGAUGAUCAUCUCUGAGCUCGUCCACAACAAUCUCCGUCCUGGUGGCAAGACCCUGCCUGGGGAGCAGGGGGCACCAGGCAGCAGCGGGGGUGGCAGUGGAGGAGGGGUGGGAGGUGGAGGUGGUGGAGGAGGAGGAGGGGGAGCCACCAGCAGUGAAGACGACGCCAUCGUCCCUGACGCCCCCUCCCUGACCCAGGAGGACAACAUGGAGAUUGAGCUGAUGUACAAGGCUCUGGAGGAGCCCUUAUUACUGCAGCGCGCUCAGUCGCUCCUCUACCAAAGCGAUCCAGAACUAGAGGAGUCCGAGAGUUACACUGCUGAAAUAGCAGAUGGCUUAGAUGGGCAGUUGCCGUCCCCAAACAGAGACUCCCUCUACACUAGUAUGACCAACCUGAGAGACUCCUCCUACCCUGACAGCAGUCCAGAGGUGAUGGGUGAGACCAUACCCCAUUCCCAGGGCAACGACGAGAUCUACUACAGCUCCAGGCCCAACAUGGUGUUCAGGAGCCAGCUCCAGGCCUACUACCAGUCCAGGAGAGGCAGCAACGAUGGCUAUGCCAUCUCAGUCAAUGUGGAUGACUCUGUUGCAGAAGGUGAUGGGCAAAUGCAACUGGUGACCAGUCUCUGAAACAAAAGUGGGGGGGGGGGGGGAAUGGGUUGGGGAUGGGGGGGGGUAGUGGUGUUGGGACAAUUCACGCACCCAGGGAAAAGUUGCCCUUAGUUAUGGCGGAAGCGUAGGGCUGUAAUCUGUACAGAAGACCAACCUAGUUGGAGCAGGGCUGCCAGUUGUUUUAUUUUUUGAUUGUUGUUGACGCUCGACUCUUACAAACCUUGGGAUUGCCGGAUGAAUCAAUUACUACCUCCAGCCAACUUCUCCGUACCCCAGGCGUGAGAAUGUCGCCGGUUGUUACCUGGGGGUAGGGGGCAGGGAGCAGGGUGGGGGUUGGAUGCUGAGGUUGGAGGCAGGAUUCAUCACCGCUCUGGGGAAGACGGCGGGAGGGGGGAUCGAUGCGAGGAAACAGAUCUGCAGCCCCGGUCUUGACAGACCCACAUCGAUCCGCUGGCCAAGGCGGUGAGCGGCCCAACGGUGCGCACACAGAAGGACACCUCCCAGCUCCAGGGAAGCCAGGCAACUCUGACACGAUGCGACGUCCAAACCUGAACCCCGCCGGCGGUUUCCGACUUCACCGUUGGCGUACAAAGUGGAGCCGCCUUCGAUAAAGCUUCCUGCCCCGCCGAGCCUCCAUUUCAUCAUGUGAGGCGGAGUCUUCCCCUACCAAGACUUUAUUUUGCCCAGGCUCAAACGUGCGUGGGACUCUCUUGCUGCUAAGUUGUCUGGAGUCCAGCGUCAAGGUCGAUUAACUCCUCCCCAGCAUCUCCACGUUUCUUGCAGCCUCACCCCUCCCCCCAAAACGUCGCGGACGCGGGGGUGCGCAGUCGAAGGAGGCGAAGCGACGAGGGAUCUCGUGUUGGCUGUGCCAGGGAAGUUGGUUUCUCAGCAGCAACAUGUCUGAACCUCGAGCCCUGUCGACCUCAAAACGCAUCCCACUCCCUGCCACUUCUCGGGGCCUACCUCGGUGGCAGAAGACGAGCACGCGAGUUACUGUCUUUCGAUGGAGCCUCGCACGCGGGCCAGGGGAUGGCGGUUGGUGGACGGUUGGAGAUGGGGGCGGUAACCGUGGGGGGAGGGGCGGGGCGAAGGGCAGAUCCCGCUCCCGCUCCCGCCUGCUGCCCUUCACCAGAGCUCACAGACAAUGUAAAUAGCAAACGGAUCCACCCGCGUCGGGAAGCCACAUUUUUGGUUUCAAAAAAAAAACGUUAACAACAAUCCGGAUCUUUCCCUGUGCUUCGGUGCCGCCAAACUGGCAGGAAAUUAUCGACCGACAGAGCUCAGGCCCUGCUUCGUAACGGCGAAGUGAAAUUGACGUUAUUCAUCUCUUACGGUACAUGUAUUACAUACAAUUAAUGGCCUUCUGCCCCAAACAUAUGAAAGGAUGUACUUUCACCUCAACUUUAAACAAAGAAUUCUCGAUGGUGGACGGGCCCCAUUUUAUUUUGUUGUGGUUGUAAGUCAUCAUUGAGCUGUGUCAUUGAACAACAAACAAAAAAAAAUACACAAAGUGUUUAAUAUCCUCUUAAACCCUUUGAGUUCUCAGAGCACAAAACCUUUUAUAGUCACGUCGUGUCCCCAAUUACAGAGGAGGAGGCAGACUAGACAACCGUGUUCAGAAGUUGCCUUUUGUUGCCUUUUCAAAAAGAUGGGACUUUUACAAUUGGUGUGUAUGGGUGUGAGUGUGUAAAGAAAAACAAAAAGAGAAAAAAAAUCUUGCCAAUAUAAGCUUUAGACACAAAGAGUGUUACCACACAGUCUGUUCACAGCACUUUCAACAUCAGUCUGACAUAAGCUACAACUCAUGUCAUUGGCCCUUGUGGGCAGCCAACUAAAUCUGUACUUUUCUUCAUUGUAAUACCAUGGAAACCGAGGCUUGAGAUGUAAUCCUCCUGAAAUCAGCUCUGUGCUCUGAACAUGCAAAGAGGGCUCACUUGUUGAAUGUCCAAGAGUAAAUCUGAGUCUCUGAUGUGGAGAAUCCUGUGUGGGGGUCCCAGGUGAGUCAGGCUGUAGCACAGAGGACAGCUUGUCCAAGCGAGCUUCUGGUGAGGAGGAGUAGAGAUCAACUCUGUGUUAGUGAUGCAGAAGAUUAAACACUGCCUAAAUUGUGGAUGGUGACCUGCACAGCCCAGAUGAAAACCCAUUAAAACUUGUGCAUAGUGCACACUGGUGUGAGGCGUCUUACAUGCUUCAAAAUUAAAAAUCACACAACACCAGGUUAU